GGAUGUCCACUGAUCAUUUUGAUUUGCGGUUUGUAUGCACGAAGACUGACGGUGGUCCUACGCGGUGGACCUACAGCGUAUGUCGACGUCCUGUGCGAUACGGAAGGCGGUGAUGCGGCUGAAGAGGGCGGGGGAUUGAUGGGGGUCCUCUAUUGGGGCGACUUUUAUCGACAGGAAUCGGGGGAGUUUGUCGCCCCCAGUGCUAGCGUUCUUCCCAAUGGGAAAGUAACACCGGGAUCGCGGGAUCCAUGAUCAAUUACCCACAAGGUGAUGAAGGUAUUCGGCCUCUUCUCCCCUAUGCAUCCUUAUGGAGCAACCUCUUCACUGCUCUGCUACUGGUGGACACUUAUCCUGCUGGCCAAAGUCAAGCCUGGAGGAAUAAAAACCACCAACAUACAGAUCAUCUAUUUAUUAAACCUAGGUGUCGACAUGUUAGCACUGUCCAAUGUGUGCACAGCUUCUCAGCUAGUCGAUGUCCGCGUUCAUGAUGAAGGCAGUCUAGAAUUGCCACGGCUCCGGCUAGGAUGUGUGACUGUUGGUUCAGCACAAUCCACGCCAAAACCGAGAUGGUAAUGCACAACGCUUCAUAUUAACGUUAGUACAAAAAUUACUUCAGCUGGCAUGCCAGCGACGAGUGACGGAGAGUCUCGAAACUAGCUUCGUUCAGGCAGUGUUCAACCAAACUUGACAAUAGGCCAUUUUCAGUCUUGC
Phytophthora nicotianae INRA-310 is the source of this 711-nucleotide messenger RNA. RefSeq lists its product as hypothetical. NCBI's taxonomy places the organism in Eukaryota, Oomycota, Peronosporomycetes, Peronosporales, Peronosporaceae. The transcript has a single exon. The record is from RefSeq and is a predicted model, not a curated record. Bases 271 to 573 code for a protein of 100 amino acids.